This is a messenger RNA of Linepithema humile (Argentine ant), 1491 nucleotides long. It is a transcript of the gene CstF64, whose product is annotated as cleavage stimulation factor subunit 2 CstF64. Gene Ontology annotation, molecular function: mRNA binding. Gene Ontology annotation, biological process: mRNA 3'-end processing. Gene Ontology annotation, cellular component: mRNA cleavage and polyadenylation specificity factor complex. Lineage: Eukaryota; Metazoa; Arthropoda; Insecta; Hymenoptera; Formicidae. The record is from RefSeq and is a predicted model, not a curated record.
GUUAGGUACAUCUCUGCCGCUGAUAGAGAGUUUCGCAUAUAUUGUUAUUAAAAUUUUACUGAGUGCUUUCGUGUUGCCGAGAAAAACAAAAGUACGAAAAUGAGUAAUUCAACUAUUUCGGAUCAAUCGCUAAUGGACAAGUCCAUGCGAAGUGUUUUUGUCGGGAAUAUCCCGUACGAGGCUACAGAGGAGAAUCUGAAGGAUAUUUUCAGUGAAGUUGGACCAGUGCUUUCCUUCAAAUUGGUAUUUGAUCGCGAGACAGGCAAACCUAAAGGAUAUGGGUUCUGUGAAUACAAAGAUCAGGAAACAGCCUUAAGUGCAAUGAGAAACUUAAAUGGAUAUGAAAUUGGUGGAAGAACAUUGCGCGUGGACAAUGCGUGCACAGAAAAAAGUCGAAUGGAGAUGCAGAGUCUCCUACAAGGACAAAACACUGAGAAUCCAUAUGGGGAGGCUGUUCAAUCGGAUAAAGCGCCAGAAGCAAUAAGCAAAGCUGUAGCAUCUCUACCGCCAGAGCAAAUGUUUGAGUUAAUGAAGCAAAUGAAGCUUUGUGUACAAAAUAAUCCAAAUGAAGCACGUCAAAUGCUUCUGCAAAAUCCUCAGUUGGCUUAUGCAUUGCUUCAAGCACAAGUGGUUAUGAGAAUAGUAGAUCCUCAUACAGCAGUCAGUAUGUUACACAAAGCUAAUCCUAUCCCGAAUGUAUUGACAUCAUCAGAGAAACCAAUUCAGCAAGUCCAACCACGAAUCGAGGAACCAUGGGCUCCUCCGCGGCCUGCACCGGCUGUUAAUGCUCCAGCGCCCAUUUUCGCAAGUCAAGAUGUAGAUCUUCGAUUGGAUAGGCAAAUAGAUCCACGUUUAGCAAGGAUGGAUCAGGAUUUGAGAGGACCCCCUCAAACGCAACCCACGUCAGUUGCCGCACCAGUGAUACCAGCUACCACUGAUCCGAGAGGGUCCAAUACAUUUAAUAUUACAGACAACACUCUUCCUGUGGAAGGAGUCGAGAGCUUUUGUCGUGAUCCGAGGGCUGAUAGAUUUGGUAGAGAUCCAAGAGACCCGAGAGAUCCAAGAAUGCCCAUUGAUCCUAGGAUUACCAAAGCUAAUCCGGUUCCUGUUGCACCGCCAAUUGUACCAAGACCAGUUGCUGCACCAACAGUGCCAGUACCAAGCGCCGUAACUAGUAACGCAACUAGCUCUACCGCUGCGCUUUCGCAAUCGGCAAGUUCCGCGACCUCAAGACUUAUGGCCGGAAUGUCUCCGGCGGGAAAUAUUCCUAGCGGCGCAUCUGACCAGGAAAAGGCGGCUUUAAUAAUGCAAGUGUUGCAAUUAUCAGAUGAGCAAAUUGCAAUGCUUCCACCUGAGCAGAGGCAAAGUAUUUUAGUGCUAAAGGAACAAAUCGCAAAGAGUACUCAACGCUAAUAUAAGUCAACUUAAAUUCGAAUGUCUCAACAAUCCAAAAUGUGUGAUAUACAAUCAAUACAUUUUUACUAAAUAUAA